AUGGCCUUGACACUUAAAGGCACGACAAUUUUUCUGGCACUUAAUUUAGUUCUAGGGUUAUGGGCGUCUCAAGCCGAGUGCCGGAAGCCGCCAGAGGAAGCUUCUCUUCGAGAGAGCCAUGAACAGUGGAUGGCUCGCCAUGGACGUACCUACAAGGACAAUGCAGAGAAGGAACAACGUCUUAAGAUAUACAAGGAGAAUUUGGAAUACGUAAAGAAAUUUAACAGCGAAGGAAAUCAAACUUUCAAGCUGAGCCUCAACCGAUUCGCAGACUUGACGAACGAAGAAUUCGAUUAUACUCGUAAUGGAGGGUUAAUGGUGUCCUCACUCUCAAGACCAUCCAGAGUUAACAAUUCAUCCAUAUAUGAUCAAACCCUAUUUAGCAGUGGCGGUGCUCCUUCUAGCAUCGACUGGAGGCAAAAAGGAGCCGUCACUAACGUUAGGGACCAAGGCCAUAGUUGUGGAUCUUGCUGGGCACACGCGACUGUGGCAGCCGUGGAGGGCCUCACCAAGCUCAAAACCGGGAAACUGCCCUUGCUGUCGGAGCAACAACUCGUCGACUGUAUCAUCAACAACCAAAACACUAGAGGCUGCAAAGGAGGUAGCCCUGUCGAUGCUUUUGGAUACAUAGAACAAAAUGGAGGCAUAACCGGCGAAUGGAAUUACCCCUACGUUGGAAAGGACGGAAUUUGUGACCAGAAUAGAGCAUCCCAAUCUGCUGCAAAGAUCAACGGCUAUGCAUUAGUACCCAACAACAAUGAAUAUGCCUUAAUGAACGCCGUAUCCAAACAACCAGUCGCGGCUUUUGUCAGUUCGAGGGGGAAAGAGGUUCAAUUCUACUCAGGCGGAGUCUUCACCGGAAAUUGUGACCCGUCUACCUUGGACCAUGUCGUGGCGAUCGUCGGCUAUGGGACAUCCAAAGAUGGUAAAAAAUACUGGCUAAUUAAGAACUCAUGGAGCUCCCACUGGGGUGAGAAUGGUUACAUGAGACUCGAGAGAAAUUCUGGUAUCCCAGAAGGUCGUUGUGGUAUUGCCGUGGAUGCUUCCUAUCCGACUGCCUAA
Messenger RNA from Morus notabilis, 1062 nucleotides. Its product is annotated as zingipain-2. The record is from RefSeq and is a predicted model, not a curated record. Bases 1 to 1062 code for a protein of 353 amino acids. The transcript is spliced from 2 exons. NCBI's taxonomy places the organism in Eukaryota, Viridiplantae, Streptophyta, Magnoliopsida, Rosales, Moraceae. Gene Ontology annotation, cellular component: lysosome. Gene Ontology annotation, molecular function: cysteine-type endopeptidase activity.